Molecule: messenger RNA, 1155 nt
Organism: Cetraspora pellucida
Lineage: Eukaryota; Fungi; Glomeromycota; Glomeromycetes; Diversisporales; Gigasporaceae
Source: the annotation of a GenBank genome assembly
AUGUCAACCAACAGACCAUCACGACACCAUGGUUUCCGUGGCUAUGCUGCAGAUCACGAUCGUUUGAAACGAGCAUUAUUACAACCAGUUCAAUCUUGGGUUAAAAAAUGGCAGUAUCCGGCGAACGGAGGAAAAAACUUUGAGAUAUUAAAGUGGACAAAAUCCGAUAAGAAAUUAACCUUCAAUGACGCAGAUGAAAGUGGUGUCGUGGCGACAACCCGUCAACAAGUUAAUAGUGAGGACACACCGACUCCGACGGCUUCUAUCAUCCAACCUCCAACAGAAGCAUCUACUCCUCAACCAUCCGAAACAGAACCAGAUUCAAGUUUUUCAAGACCACCAUUUGCAAAGGCAACAUCAUUACUUCGUCAAGCCUCGCUCACAUCAGCAGUAUCUACACCAGGAGAGAAUUUAAAUAGCAAUAAUAAUAAUACACCGCAUGAAAUAGAAUCGUCAAUCACUAGCUCUAAAACAAUUAUAACGAAAAAUGAAAAUUUGAAACUUAGUAAUGAAGUUAAAAAAGUUGGAGAAAGGAUAGAGAUGGAAGAUUUAUACGAUCAACAAACUGAUGGGUUUGGAGAAAAUCAAAAACCUAUUGAUAUUGAAUUCGAACAACCUCUUAAGGCCCCGGAAUAUGAAGGAGAUAAUAAUGAAGAAUUUCGAACAGAAGAAGAAGAUGCAGAGGAGGAUUAUGACGAGCCUAUUGAAGAAUAUGAUGAGCAACCAGAACACUAUGGCGAGCGAACAGAUGGAUAUGAGAGACAGAUUAAUGAAUACCCUGAUACUGUUGAAGGAUAUGGUGAACAAAACAGUGAAUAUGAAGGUCCUAGUAGUGAUUAUGGUGGACCAUCCACCGAAUACACAGGCAGAACCAAUCAAUACAAAGUGCGGGAACACAAUGAUGAAUAUGACGAAGUGUUAAGCGAUUAUGAUGAACAUAGUAGUGAAUACGAUGAGCAAGCAAGCGAAUAUGAGGAACAAGCCAGUGAAUUUAUGGAACAAACAGAAGGACAGACAGAACAUAUAACAUACCAAGGACAGGUAACCACACAAAUGACUGCGUACAUUGACCAGGAUAAGGAAAUUUCAGCAGAGACAAAAAGUACAGAAGAUGGAGAGAUCGAUGAAGAAUACGAAUAUCUGGAUGAUUUAUGA